GAUAAUAUAUUUCAACCUCAAGAAAUAGUAGAGCUACCACGGGUAAAAAAUGUGACACCUUUCCUUCCAGCUGAUUCUCCUUCUCCUUCUCCAAUUGAAUCGCAAUCACAAAUUCCAGUGGAAGUAAUUCCUGUG
Dentiscutata erythropus is the source of this 135-nucleotide messenger RNA. The record is from the annotation of a GenBank genome assembly. Lineage: Eukaryota; Fungi; Glomeromycota; Glomeromycetes; Diversisporales; Gigasporaceae.